Molecule: messenger RNA, 1898 nt
Organism: Sorghum bicolor (sorghum)
Lineage: Eukaryota; Viridiplantae; Streptophyta; Magnoliopsida; Poales; Poaceae
Product: adenosylhomocysteinase
Exons: 3
Coding region: 124-1581 (485 amino acids)
Biological process (GO): L-methionine cycle
Cellular component (GO): cytosol
Molecular function (GO): adenosylhomocysteinase activity
Source: RefSeq, a predicted model, not a curated record
GCCCUCGUCUCUCCCCAUAAAACCCUCCUCACCCCUGCCUCCCAACGCCGCCGUCUCCUCCCCUCCUCCCAUUCCGUCCCCCCUGCCCAGAUCCAAUUCUCGACUUCUCCGUCCGCCGCUGCCAUGGCGCUCUCUGUGGAGAAGACCUCGUCUGGGCGGGAGCACAAGGUCAAGGACCUCUCGCAGGCGGACUUCGGCCGCCUGGAGAUCGAGCUGGCCGAGGUCGAGAUGCCCGGUCUCAUGGCGUGCCGCGCCGAGUUUGGCCCGUCCAAGCCCUUCGCCGGCGCUAGGAUCUCUGGGUCGCUCCACAUGACCAUCCAGACUGCCGUCCUCAUCGAGACCCUCACCGCGCUCGGCGCGGAGGUCCGCUGGUGCUCCUGCAACAUCUUCUCCACGCAGGACCACGCCGCCGCCGCCAUCGCGCGUGACUCGGCCGCCGUGUUCGCCUGGAAGGGGGAGACCCUCGAGGAGUACUGGUGGUGCACCGAGCGCUGCCUCGACUGGGGCGAGGGCGGCGGUCCCGACCUCAUCGUCGACGACGGAGGUGACGCAACGCUGCUCAUCCACGAGGGUGUCAAGGCCGAGGAGGAGUACGAGAAGACCGGCAAGAUCCCCGACCCGGAGUCCACAGACAACGCUGAGUUCAAGAUCGUGCUCACCAUCAUCCGCGACGGGCUUAAGGCUGACCCUAAGAAGUACCGCAAGAUGAAGGAGAGGCUUGUCGGCGUCUCUGAGGAGACCACCACCGGAGUCAAGAGGCUCUACCAGAUGCAGGAGACCGGCGCCCUCCUCUUCCCUGCUAUUAACGUCAACGACUCCGUCACCAAGAGCAAGUUUGACAACCUGUAUGGUUGCCGCCACUCCCUCCCUGAUGGUCUGAUGAGGGCCACAGACGUUAUGAUUGCUGGCAAGGUUGCCGUGGUCUGUGGAUACGGUGAUGUUGGCAAGGGCUGUGCUGCUGCACUCAAGCAGGCUGGUGCCCGUGUCAUUGUGACUGAGAUCGACCCCAUCUGUGCCCUCCAGGCUCUGAUGGAGGGUCUUCAGGUCCUUACAUUGGAGGAUGUUGUCUCUGAGGCUGACAUCUUUGUGACCACCACCGGCAACAAGGAUAUCAUCAUGGUUGACCACAUGAGGAAGAUGAAGAACAAUGCCAUUGUCUGCAACAUUGGCCACUUUGACAAUGAAAUUGAUAUGCUUGGUCUCGAGACCUACCCUGGUGUUAAGCGCAUCACCAUCAAGCCCCAGACUGACCGCUGGGUGUUCCCUGAGACCAAAACUGGCAUCAUUGUCCUUGCUGAGGGUCGUUUGAUGAACCUUGGGUGUGCUACUGGCCAUCCUAGCUUUGUAAUGUCCUGCUCAUUCACUAACCAGGUCAUUGCCCAGCUUGAGCUCUGGAAGGAGAAGAGCUCUGGCAAGUAUGAGAAGAAGGUGUAUGUGCUCCCCAAGCACCUUGAUGAGAAGGUUGCUGCUCUCCACUUGGGCAAGCUUGGUGCCAAGCUGACCAAGCUCACCAAAUCCCAGGCUGACUACAUCAGCGUGCCGAUCGAGGGCCCCUACAAGCCUGCCCACUACCGGUACUAGGCAGCCCAGCACGACUUCCAGCUCACUAGGCCGGUUGUGUGAUAUGAAGUUUGCUACACCGGCUGUCAGUUAUCUUUUGCAUGCAUAUGCAUUGUCAUAUACGAGCUGAGGGGGGAUGCGGUGAGGUAAGGGGCUGUUUGCUUCAGCUGAAGAAUAAUGGUGUUAUCGGCUUGGAUGAGGCGAUGUGCGUUGCCAGAUACAGUUUUGUCAUGUUGACUCUACUUAUCUGAUUAUCAUUUGUAAGCGAUUUGCUCAAGUUAUGUGUCAUUUAUGAAUAACUUUGCUUUUCUCAAGAGCAUACUUAGUCUUAUCCUCAA